AUGCUAAAAAUAGCUAGAAUUACAUAUGGUAGCAAUGAAGGGAUUAUUAAAAAAAUACUAGUCUGGUUAAAUGAUUUAAAUUAGUCUAGCUACACAUAUUGCUCUUAUAGAGAGUUUAUGUUUAAUGAAUGCCCUAAAAAUGUUUAUAGUUAAAUAAAUGAGAGCCCAUUCUAUGUAUAACUUUAUUUUGUGAGGUCACUAUUUAAAUUUGAACUUUUAACACCUGAAUAACAAUAUUUUAUCAAAAUGAAUGAAGACCUUUCUUUUUAUAGUGGAGCAGCAUUUUUGGCCUCAUAAUCAGAUGGCAUAAUUUAAAUUAGUAAUAUUUAUAAUUCAGAUACAACUUCUCUAUAGGUAGUAUCUCCAUCUGUAUGGUAUAAUUACACAUAAGCUAGUUAUCAAACAUGUAACGGAGAUUAAUUUAUUGAACCAUACGAUGCAAGAUGUAGAUUUUGGUUUUAAUAUGCAAAAUAAUAUCCAGGUAUCUUCAUUUUUUAGCCUUAUAAUGAUGCACUAACAGGAACCUUAGAGCUAAGCCUUUCUUCUUAAGUUUUAAAAGAUUCUAAAUUUUACUCAGUUCAUACAAUUAAUUUUGUUAUGUAAAAUUUAGUGUAAAUAUUUAAUGCUUACUUAAGUUAAAAUUCGUAUUCAGUACUAUUUCAUGAAUUUAAUACAACAGUUUUAUAUCACCCAUCGCUUGUUUUCUAUUAAAAAAUGACAUGGGUAGAUGUUGAGUAUCUCAAUAUAAAUUAAUUUUGUAGUGAUAAAUAAGAGCUACUUGAAUAUUGCUAUAACUAAAAGGAACAGCUCUCAAAUUAAAUAAACAAAACAGUUCAAUUUAUAAAAACAGGAAAUUAUUCGAUAGAAAACUAAUUUAAUUUAGAAUAACUUUAUCAGUAUUGGGAAAGAUUUGGACAGAAAUAAAUAAGCAUUAUUUUUCCUAUUUAGUGCAAGUUUAAAGGGCUAAAUAACUAAUACCCAUACUCACAUUCAAUAAUAAUGAUAGCUCGAGUGAUAACUGACGAAAGUGAUAAUUUGAAGCUAUUUAAUCUUUUAAACACUAACAUAAUAAGAAUAUAUUUGAUAAUUGAAUUUGCUCUUAUAAGCUCUUUAAUACUUUUUUUUAUUAUUAAUUAUGGAUAUUUUUUGGUUUAUCAAAUUUCUAAUCCUAUUGAAUUGUUAACUUUAUUUUUAAGAAAGAGCUAUCAGUAGUAAUAAACAAGCUAAACUAAAGUGAAAAAAAAUAAAAAGAAAUCAUGGUAAUAUUUAAAAAAAAAAAAAUCUUAGAAAAAUCUUAAAUCCUAAAAUAGCACUAAUAAUAAAAAAAAUAAUAGUAGCAGCAGAUAAAAUUUAUUUUAAAUAUUUAUUCAAAAUGAAUACAGUAAUCAAACAUAAAACCAAAAAUAUAUAGAAUAAAGUAAUAUUUAAUGGUUUAAAGAAGAGAAUUCUCAUGAAUAUUCUUAAAAUUAUAAUUUUUCAAAUUAACAAAACAAAUUAGUUAAAUAUUCUAUCAAUCAAAUCAAAAGUUAGAACACUAUUUUAUAAUUAAAAUAAACUAGUAAUUCAAAAUAAGACUUUUAAAUGUAGAAAGAUAAUUCUAUAAAAAAAAUUCCUUAAAGCAGCGAAAAAAUAUAUGAUAGUUGUUACCAAUCAGAUUUAAAUUAAAAAAACACUGAAUCUUUUGAGCAAAGCUACUCAGUUAAUAAGAACAAUUGUUCAUUAAACACAAUUUAUUUCAAACAAAAAAUUUAAAGGAAAAAAAAUUCUAAAUUAGAAGAUGAGCUUUAUUACAAAAAAAAAUAAGAACGCAAAAAUAUUUUUUUAUAAGAGCUAAAGCCACUAUUUUUAGAAAUGAAAAUUAUAAAAAAUGUUUUUAAAGAUCUUGAAAGUCUCAUUAACUAUUCUAUAGAUGCUUAGAACCAAAACUCCUAAAAUUAUACUAAAAGUCUUAUUCAUUUUAGUAUGGCAAAAUCUACGUUUUAGUAACUUAAAAAUUAAACUGGAUUAGGUAGAUGCUACUACAAUUUAGGUAUUGUAUCUCUUUUAAACUGUGAUUACAAUUUAGCUGAAGAAUAUUUUGAAUCUGCUAUUUUGCUUAGCUUUGAGGCAUUAGGAACUGAUUAUUAAAAUAUAAUUAAUUAAAAAAUCAUUAAAUAGAGCGAAGAGAAUACCGAAAAUACAAUUUUGAUUAUAUCAAAAAGAAUAUUCUCAAAAGCUUAUUGUUUGAAAUAGUAAGCUUUAUAAAAUUAUUAUAAAUAUGAAAAUUUAAAUAUUGAAAAUAAUAAUAAUAAAUUCUGCAUAAAAAAACGAAGAGAUAUUUUAUAAGCAGUGCAAUAAAACUUUUCUCGUGAAUAAAUUUAGUUAUUAAGAUAAUCCUUAGAAACAUUUUAGAUUGUUUUAAAUUUUGUUGAAAAUAAUUAAUAUAGUUAUUCAGAGAUAUUUUAAAUAUUUUUAUAUUAAGAAAUAAUAGAAGUAUUAAUAUUUUUAAAUUUCAACGAUAACAAUAAUUAUAAAAUUAAUAAAUACAUAAAAGCAGUUCAUUUGAUUUUAAGUAACUCAAAAUAAUUAAAUUAAACCAUUGGUGAAGUAUAGUAAAAAGCUUCUAUUGAUCAAAAAAAAUGCUUUAAAUAAAGCAUAAUGAAUGAAAUUAACUUAGAUAUAAAUAAAUAAAUCAUUUAAAAUUAAAAAAGCAGAUAACUUUUCUUAUUUGGUCUUAAUGAGUAAUUUAAUAAUAACUAUCUUCAAUCAAUUUAGUUAUUUACUUAAAGUAUAGAAGAAGGGACUCACUACAAUCCCAUUUUAAGAAAAAAAGCUACUUUUCAUUUAAGCUAACUUUUUAAUGUAGUUAGUGAGAUUCCUUUUAAAGAUAUUUUAGAUUAUGAUGAUUAAACCUAUCUUUUUAAAUAAUAAAAAUCUUCUCUUGAUUUAAUAGUUCUACUUUAACUUGAUUAUUAUAAAUAACAUUCAACUGUUGAAUUUUGUCUAAAGACAAUUUAAGAAUCUAAUCUAUUAAAUGGCUAUGAUAGAAUCUAAAUUUUAAUCUAUGAUUCGAAUGUAACUACUUUUAUGCCAUUUACUCACAUCAAAAACAAUAAUCACUGGAGUUUAAUAAUUGGCUCUUUAAAAGCUUUAGAAAGAAUAGCACUUUACGAUGAAAUAUCAUAAAAAUAGCAAUUGACAUGGUAAGAAGCUCUUUUUUAAUCUAUAAAUCUUAUUUAUGAAAUCAAUCAAUCUGAUUUAAUUUCUCUCAAAUAAAAUUUCUAAUUAGAUUAAACAAAUUAGAAAAAUCAUAUUAAAAACUCCAAAUUUAUUCUUAAUAAUCAAAAUAUUUUUAAAAGAAUAUUAAUAAAUAAUUCGAAUAAAGUAAUUUUACUUUUCUCAAAAGAUUAACAAACAGAUUAAUCAAAUAAAUUUAAUUAUUAAUUAAAAUUAUAGUAAAAGUAAAUCAAAUACAACAAACCUAUUAUAUACCAUUUAAAAGAGUAUCCUUUGAUACAAAGUAACAUAUCUAAUUUCAAUUCUUAAGACAUAAUUUAUGAAUCAUUUUAUGAUGAAAACUAACUGAUAUCUAAUUUAAUAAAAUUUAAAAAUGAAGAAAAUUUAAAUGAUGAAUCAGAGUUUUUAGCUAUUCUUAAUAAUACUUGA
This is a messenger RNA of Tetrahymena thermophila SB210, 3645 nucleotides long. Its product is annotated as tetratricopeptide repeat protein. Lineage: Eukaryota; Ciliophora; Oligohymenophorea; Hymenostomatida; Tetrahymenidae. Gene Ontology annotation, molecular function: protein binding. The record is from RefSeq and is a predicted model, not a curated record. The transcript is spliced from 7 exons.